Molecule: messenger RNA, 420 nt
Organism: Vicia faba (fava bean)
Lineage: Eukaryota; Viridiplantae; Streptophyta; Magnoliopsida; Fabales; Fabaceae
Source: the annotation of a GenBank genome assembly
AUGGAAACAAAGAUUCCAACAAGAGAUGUAACGGCAACAAAGGUUUUGGUGAUUGAGAAUGCAGCUGAAGGUACCUCAGCUUCUCCUGGGCUUGAUGCUGGACCAUUUGUUCCUGGUGCUGGUGGAGAAGAAGUGUUUGGGGUUGGUGAUGAAGUAGAGGGCGCUGGAGAAGAAGUGGUUGCAGGAGCGGGAGCUGGAGAAGAAGUCGUUGAAGGAGAAGGUGUUGGUGAUGUGUUUGUUGAGGAGCGUGAUGGAGCUGGUGCUGAAUUUGGUGAUAAUGAUGGGGUAGGUGCGGGUGCAGGAGCUUGUUGUGCUAUGCAUGAGGUAGCCAACAAGCCCAAUAUCAAAAACACUUUGAUUGCAACAGAACCCAUGUUAUGUAUGUUUUUGAUAAAGAAGAAAAAUGAGAAGAGAGUAUAA